AUGGACUCACUCUGCCUCGUUCGGCCUCUAGCCAGCGCUAUCUAUGGCCGCGUGCUGCUUGUUCGCCAUCGUAGCUCCGGUCGGUAUUACGCGCUCAAGGUUAUGAGUCUGCCGCACAUGCGAGCGCGUCGUGCUGUGACCGGCCCCUACGUCCAAGAAGACGGACAAACGGAGCUGCAGAUCUUACGCACGCUCGGAUGCAACUUGGUGUACUCGAAAGAUGAGAAUACUAAAGAGGAACACCACGAGUGCGACGUGUCCAGCUGGAGUGUGAGUCCUGUUUGGAACAACGGCGUGGAGGACGACAGCCGCACGAUGGCAGGGACGCAGCUAGGCAUCGACCACUUGCUGACACUACACCAGGACUUUGUGGACUGGACGACGAACACGAGGUGCCUGCUGUUUGACUACUGUCCGUACGGGGACUUAUUCUCUCACGUUGGCAAUCCCAACGGCGUGACGCUGGAGAUGGCGCGGUCUUGGUUCGGUCAGAUUGCCAGUGCCGUUCGAUUCCUGCACGCACGGAACGUGGCGCAUCGAGAUUUGUCCUUGGAGAACGUGCUGCUGGACAGCUUCCGACGCUGUCGACUGGCAGAUUUUGGGCUGGCAAGUGCCGCUGGCUCGUGCUGCUUCGGUACCCGCGUGGGCAAAAUUUUGUAUAUGGCUCCCGAAGUUUUCUCUCGCUCGCCUUGUCGACCCGAUACACCAGCAAACAAUGCGAUUUUCAAGCCCGAAGACUGCUACAAUGGACUGCAGGCAGAUAUCUGGUCUCUUGGAGUGAUACUAUUUAUUCUGGUGACCGGGAUACCCCCGUUCGAGAAGGCCGGCGACGUUGACGCACGCUUUCGCCUUUUAUCGAAGCCUGGUGGAUCCGUUCGUGACCUGUUCCGGGCAUGGGGACAGGAGAAUCGACUGCCACUCGAGCUCCGAGCGCUGCUAGACCGGAUGCUUCGUGUUGAUCCUCUACAGCGACCCACAGCCGAUCAAGUCUGUGACCACGAAUGGCUCGUAGAGAAGAAUUACAGUCAGAAACCGACAAUAGCAACCGAAGACGUUCCUAAACAAGGCGAGAAGCGACCCGUUACUGAGCCGGAAGAAGAAGAGGACGGAGAGAACCUAGAGCCGCAGAAGAUGUUGAGUCAAAGAGACAAGUCGUGGUCCUGCAGCAGCCCCCGCAGCAACAAGAGGGUGAAACGGAUGGAGUAG
This is a messenger RNA of Phytophthora nicotianae INRA-310, 1206 nucleotides long. RefSeq names its product CAMK protein kinase. Gene Ontology annotation, molecular function: ATP binding; protein serine/threonine kinase activity. Gene Ontology annotation, biological process: protein phosphorylation; intracellular signal transduction. Lineage: Eukaryota; Oomycota; Peronosporomycetes; Peronosporales; Peronosporaceae. The coding region runs from base 1 to 1206 and encodes 401 amino acids. The record is from RefSeq and is a predicted model, not a curated record. The transcript has a single exon.